Messenger RNA from Passer domesticus (house sparrow), 2682 nucleotides. RefSeq lists its product as uncharacterized. NCBI's taxonomy places the organism in Eukaryota, Metazoa, Chordata, Aves, Passeriformes, Passeridae. Bases 1699 to 2667 code for a protein of 322 amino acids. The record is from RefSeq and is a predicted model, not a curated record. The transcript is spliced from 8 exons.
UUGUACUUUCUGGUUUUGUCCCAUCUGUGCUCUGAAAGAGAAUGCCACAGGGAGAUACAGGAUGGUGGCAUGUACAGCUGAGGGGAUGAACAAUAGAUGGUCUACUGAUGGUGCUUUUUGCUCACUGAACAAAUGCAACAUUUCCUAAGUACACUAGUCUGUAGAGUUUUUCCUGUAGUGUUUAUUUAAACUACUUAUAGGUGAGUGAGUUCUGUUCAAAUUUCAGUGGGUUGUUAUGAUCUGGUUAUUAAAAUUAUUAAGGAGGUGCCCCUGAAUUAAGGUGCAAAAUGAGACCAUCUGCCAAAGUGGAUAGUCUGGAUUUUAUGUAACAGUAAAUGUGAGGAAGAGAGAGGGAGAAAGAAAUAGAAAAAGGAGGGGGGGACGGAGGUUGAUGGGAAGGGGGCAUGAAAGAGAGUGACAGAGACAGAUUUAGUAGAAAAGAUCACCAUUCCAUGGAUCCCAUCCCAUCCCAUUCAAUCCUCUUCUGGUCUUCUCUGUGGUGAGGUUUCGCAAAAUGUAAGACUCCAAUGGAUGAAUGCAGAUUUGGGCAAGGUGGGACAGCCCAGGUACCUCCCUGGGGAAGGGCAAGUUGGGCUCUGUCUUUUGCUACUUUCAAAUAAUAUACAUUGUUAGCACCAGUAUAUCCUUUCAGUCUGCCACGAAUUGGGCUGUGGAUUUUCGGAUCUAUUGUGCUACUUUGCAUGCCAUGCAGUCAUCUGGUGCAAGGGCUCAGGAAUGGCUCUGGGGGCACUUUGGGGGUCUUUGAUGGGCUAUGACACCCCCUGAGCUGCCCCUGAUGGGAAUGUCCCCUGGAUGUGGCCUUCUGGGGGUGGGGGGUUUUAGAGCUGAGCCAGUUUGUGUGAGGGAGGAUGGGUGUCCACUGCCCCUUACCAGCGGUUGUGCCAGAGACCCAAAAUUUCCUCCUGCCCCUCUGUUGAUGGGAGGUGUGUGUGCAAACCUGGCCUCAGCAGAGGAGUCUGUGGCUGUGACUUGCCCAGCCUGAAGGCAGACAGAGCUGAUUUUCAGGACAGCUGCUGGCUUUGGCUUUGUUGUGGAUCUAUUUUUCUCCCUUGGCCUUGUUCACUUCUCCCGAGACCUGAGCUAAUGGGGCAAUAGUGUCACCUUUAUCUUGCCUCAAGUUCCCAUGUGGGCCUUAACUGCCAGUCUCAAGUUCCAGUCAGGAGGCAUUUUCAGGGAAGGGUGGGCUUGGGUACUCUCAGCUUCUUUGUACAGUUUUGUCACAAUUGGAAAAAAGUCCUUUGUAGCAAUAUUUAAGCCAUGAGCCAUAACAUUGCAGUCUCUCCCAAGUCCAGUGAGGAGCAGCUGAGAGAGCAGGGGUUGUUUAGCCUAAAGAAGAGGAGGUCCACUCAAGAUGGUUUUAAGUAAUAUUUAAGCUACAGCUUUGUCUGUUCUAAGUAUUAUUAAUGUUCAGCUUUUUAGCUCCAGAUUUCAGCAAGAUCCAUUUUUGAAUUGCACAAGGGAGCCAUCUAGUCCAAAUAAAGUCCAACUAGAGGCCUAACAAUACUAGCUACUUAUGCCAAGCAAGCACUUAGCUAUUUCAAAUGAUAUAAAAUGUUUAGCAGCAGUGUAUGCCUUGAGUCUGCCACGCAUUGGGUUCUGGAUUUUCAGAGUUCCAUUGUUGCUCCUUCCAGGUUUUGCUGAGGCCUUGUUGCUCCUCUGUGACAUCCUCCCUUCAGAAUGGCUUCUGGAUUCCCGAAAAAGACACCGACACCUCGUCUUUUGCUGAGGGAAAGACUGCAGUCUAACACUGCCAAGACCCAGCACCAGAAGCCAAGAGAAGAGCCCGGAGUAUGCAGGAGCUCUCCUUCUGCCACGCGAAGCAAGAUGUGCAGCAGAGAGCAGGAGACUGGGAAUGCUGGCAACGGCUGGGAUGAGGAGAGUAGAAAAAGCCAGGAGCUCAGAGCAGAGGGAAAAGGAAUAGAGACCUCCUUGCUGUGCUCCACUGGCGGGGAAAUGAAGAAGAGACAAUUGGGAAAAUCUUUGAUUCCUCGUCUGCGCAAGGCAGGAAUUCCCCCUGUGGGCAGUGCUGCUGGGUCUGUGCACAGCUCUCCAAAGAUGGAAUUGCAGGAGUCCCAGGAGAUGAGGCCAAGACCCAGCAGCAGAAGCCAAGAGAAGACCCCAGAGUAUGCAGGCCUCUCACUGAGUCAGGCCAAGGAGACAGAUCAUCCCAGCAGUCCUGGUCUUAGGAGUGACAAAGAGCUGAGGGACAGCUUUGGAAAGACCCGCGCUGAAUUGUGCAGGUUGGCUAAAGAGAACUUAGAGCAGAAGAAAAUGGAGAUUUUGUUGGAAGAGAUGAAGAGGAGACAAAAUGAAAAAUCAUUGCAGCUUCCUCCAGAGACAUUUGAGCCUGGAGAUGCAGCUGAAGCAAGCUUCAGCCUACCACCUAUCAAUGGCACAGCUCCCAGUGUACAGAGAAAAGAUGCUGGUAGCGCCAUGAAGAAAACAGUCGUGAGAAAGCAGGACACGGUGCCCUUACAGCCCAGUACGCCCACCCUCCAUGGAGAUGGCAGCUUCCCACGCAGCUCCUCGGGUAAGCCUGCUCCAUGGCAGCAUUUUCCUGCAGGGGUUUGUCCUUGCAAAAGGAGCACGAACUGCCUCCUGCCUCAGCCAGCACAGCCGGGAUCUUGGGUUCAUAGUGUGUCCUGAGAAUGAACAGCAAAU